Messenger RNA from Parasteatoda tepidariorum (common house spider), 858 nucleotides. The record is from RefSeq and is a predicted model, not a curated record. NCBI's taxonomy places the organism in Eukaryota, Metazoa, Arthropoda, Arachnida, Araneae, Theridiidae.
AUGAUUGCAAAAACCGCUAAAAAUGAACCAUGCAUUGUGGACUGCACUUUGAGCCUGAUUAAUAUGUCCCGUUCAAAAAUAUGUUCUGAAAGAGAAAAGCAUUAUUUUUCUUCAGAAAAUUGCUCAAAUUGGGAAUUUCCUUCAGAAGCCCUUUCUAAAAAAUGGGAGAAGAAUGGAUAUUUUGAUACCUUUUCUAUAUAUUGUGAGUUUUCUGUUUCGAGCGGAAAACGUUUAUACAUCAACAUGCCUACAUCUAAAUCCUCAUCUAUUCCCAACAAAUCAUUAUCAACAACAAGUGCUUCGCCUUCAUUGCAGGAAGACUUUCGAAAUCUAUUCCGUAACAAACAUCUCAGCGAUGUGAAAUUACGAGUGGAUGGCGAAACACUUGAAGCACAUAAAAAUAUUCUAGUGGCUCGAUCCCCGGUAUUUGCUGUUAUGUUUGACCACCAAGACAUGGCAGAAGCUCGCAGGGGCAUUGUCGACAUCGUUGAUAUUGAUGCCCACAUUAUGAAAUCAUUUUUGGAAUUCUUAUACACCGAUGGUGUAGAUGAAAUGGAUUAUGAAAUCGCUGCAAAACUGCUGAUGGCUGCAGAAAAAUACCAAAUAUUAUUACUGAAAGAGAAAUGUGCAAUGUUUUUGAAAAAUGAAAUGUCAGAGGAGAACGUGUGUGAAAUAUUGUCUUUGGCUGAUGCAGUAAAUCAUGAAUUUUUAAAAUCAGCUUCCUUUGAAUAUAUAAUAGCGAAAUCAGCAACAAUUUUAUCCUCUCCACAAUGGAUACCAUGGAUAAAAAACAAUAUGGAAUUGGCGACUGCUAUUUUCGCAAAAUUAACGCUAAGUCAAACUUCAUCAAAAAACUGA